Molecule: messenger RNA, 5023 nt
Organism: Caenorhabditis auriculariae
Lineage: Eukaryota; Metazoa; Nematoda; Chromadorea; Rhabditida; Rhabditidae
Source: the annotation of a GenBank genome assembly
AUGAAGCCGUCGAGCUCGACUCUCCCUGCCAAAUGGGAGGAAGCGACAAAUUUGGACGUUGCUGAUCAACCAGAGGACUUCCAUUACUCCUCGAAGAGUCACGCUACAGUCCUCCUGAACUCCUUGCAAAAAGCUCAAGAGGUUUCGUUGGUCUCGAGAACGACGCGAAUAUCAUUCGUCUUUCCCAGGAAGCCGACCAUCCCUUGUGUAACGUGACGAUCGAAGUCGAUGGCGAACCCGUCGUCAAAGCUCACGGAGCGUUGUUGGCGGCGUGCAGCACUUUCUUCGAGUCGACCCUCGUUUGUAUCCAUCCGCCCACUUCGCAAAUCACGCUCGAUCUCGACACGUCUAUCGUAGGUCUGUAAUAUGAUAAUAAUUCGUUCAUAUCAAGAUAUGAUCCAAAUUAACCAAUGCCUUAGAAUUCUUUGCCCUAACUAGUAUGAAUCAACUUUUCUCAUCUCAUGAAUAUAUUCGAAAAUUGUGUUAGAACAUAGGCAAAGUCGGAAAGGGUGGAAAAAAGAUCCGAAAAAAUUCCUUUUUGCUGCUUUUUUGCGCCAUUUAAUGGGCUUUUAUGCAUCAUUUUUGCUGCUGUUCCCUUUUUCCAACAUUUUUUGAGUCUUAAAAAUUCUAGAAAAACGAAAGAUCGAUAAAGGGACCCUUUUUGCUGCAUUUUUGCGGCCUUUUUGAGCUUCUUCCUUUUAGCGGCCAUUACCAUCCACUCCAUAUCGAUUAAUAGCAGCAAAAUAAAAAUGAGAAUAAAGCAAACUGGAAAAAAAUGAGCCUAGUUAUUAAUUUUUAUCAUAACUUUUCCGAUUUAUGAUUUUUUUUUUCUAUUGUAUAGGAUAAUCCUUUAAAAAAAAUUUUUUUCAACAUGCAACAAGAUGUAUUUUUUUAAAAGUCAGUUUGCGCUCUUUUUUUAAUUCGAAUAUUAUAAAGAUUAAUUUAUCGAUCUUCUUUUUCGCUCUUGAAUUUACAUGAGUUUUAUAUUUUACCUACAGUACCGUCAGAAAAGAUACGAAAAAAAUCAACAUUCUUGAUCAAAAAAACUUUCUUAAUCUUCUUGAAAACUUCUGGAGUAGUAAUUACUGUUAUUUUUAACCCCCUGAUGGAAUUUCAGUCGCAGAAAAAAAAACGCAGCCUAGAAAGUUUCAAAAAAAAAUUAAGCUUCAUACGAGGAAAUGGCGAGCGAAAAUUUUUAGUAUCUUUUCUGACGGUACUGUAUGUUGAUAUAGAGAGUUUUUUGCGGCUACAGAAGCCUUUGUUUGAAGGUUUUCUCUUCACAAGGACUUUCUAGAUGUGGACCGGAAUUCUCUCCUCAAAGUGAUCCGUUACAUGUACACCGGCGCUGUGGAAGUGGAUGAGAAGCUCUGGAGAGCUGCCAAGGCCUUGCAGUGCGCCAAACUGGAAAAGGUUCCGGAGUUCAUCUUUCCAGAGUUUCUAACAGUCUCUCUUCAGUUUUCAACUUCUUUGAUCGAAGUCGUUGCUGGUCCCAUGGAUUCCUGGUCGGAAGAGGGUUUAGAAGAAGGUACGAACUUUCUAAAUAUCCCUCAUGAGUGGGAAUCCAAGCGUGCGGAAGCAAGAAGAGGGUCAGCUUCCCCGACGUCAAGUGCUUGGUGGAGCUGUCCACUCGGAGCAUCAGGAACGACGAUCACGCCCUCGACGUCUUGAGGGAGUUCGACAGGAUGAGACGCGAUCGCAUCCUUCUCGACUGCAUCAUCAAUGUCAAUGUAGGUGAUGGUGGUACGAAGAAAAAAAAAAUUCUUGGGGUGAACCUUGAAGAUUAACGGAUUUCCUAGGCAUUCUAGAAUCGUUAGCACUGUAUAGUGCUUCUAGAAUCGUUAGCACGGCAUACCAGCGCGCUUGCAUCAGUUUAGAGAGCACGGUGUACUUGGAGAGACCAGACUCUGCCGUUUCCUUUUUGACAUGCCAGCGUGCAGGUCCUCAGACAGUGUGCAGAGCGAGGAGGGUACGAGUCUGGUCACUCCAAGUUUACCGUGCUCUCUGAACUGAUGCAUGCCGUUCUCCUCCUGAGCCUCCUAUCAUGCACUUUUUCAAUAUCCAUCCAUCAUUUUUCAUAUUGCCUCAGGUUGGCCGUGUCUGGGCUCAUCGGUGUGUUCUGGUCGCCUACUCGAAAGUCCUGCAGAAUCUUAUACUUUCAGUCGGACAGCGUGCUCUGGUCACACUAGACAUCGAUCCCAAAGCUAUUUUUAUGUCCAAGUUUGGGCUCCCUCUAUUUUAAAACUACCUUUUUUCUUAGACAUGAUGCUUACGAAAUCGUCAGUUUCAUGUACUUGGGAUUUCUGAGAACCACCAGGAAAGAUCGACGUCUGAAACUGAUGCGAAUCCCGGCUGAACGGCUUGAGAUCCAUGUAUUUUGAGAUUUUCCCCCGAGAGAACAAUAUAAAUGAGAAUUCCAAGGGUCUUGUUGGUAUCAUUUCAAAGUGCAUUGCAGACGCUCAACAGAAGGAGAAAGAUUUGCCUUCGGCUACUGGUUGGUUCUUUCUUCUUUCCUUCUUCGAUUGCACAUUUUUAGAGGAAUUGAUGUUCGACCACAGUCAUAUCAUUCGUUCAAACGGCCUCUCAGGCUUUCAAAUCGAUAGCUCUAGCGAUAACUUGCCAGGAGAUCCAGUUUCCAGCGACUAUAACAGGUGUGGUCUAUGUGCCACGAUUUGAAAUUUCACGGAACGACAUUCCGCUGUUCCGCUGCGCGCGUUCGCGAAGCGUCUUUCGAAUCUAGGUCACGCUUUCAAUUUAUUAUUAUUGCUGUGGGAGCACAUGAAAGUAGAGUACCUUGAUAAAAAAAAAAAUUAAAAGAACGCGACCAAGGUUUGCAAAGGCGCGCAGUGUCACAGCGGAAUGUCGUUCGGUGAAUUUCAAGUCGUACACAGGCUAUAUAACUCCUAUUUCAUUCAUUUGCUCAAUAAUUUUGUCAAGAAUCUACGAAAACUACGUCGAAGGUCCGAAAAGAAACAGAAGAACUGUUGGGCUGCUGCCAAUCAAUGAGAUCCAAGUCAAAGGCCCGGUCGUCUAUGAAGGCAAAUUCAUUUUUUCCUGAAACCUCCUAGAAGUGGUUUUCAGAGGAUAAAUCUGAAGACGGGAAGCCGAUCCCAGCGGUGAACGUGACGCGAAUCCCGGCCGAGUUCUCUCGCAAAAGGCCUCUCGACAGCUUCGGCUACGGCCUUCCGGAAGUCGUGUCUCGCAACGACUUCACCGUCCCCCUCAUCGUUGGCGACCAGGAAGUUCUGCCCAACCUCUCUUCUUUUCACUCGACCUCUUCCUCCAGGAGAUGAUGCAAAAACCUUAUAAAUGCAACUUUUGCGACCAUCGUUCUAGAGAGAGGAGCUCCAUCCAGAAACACAUCCGGUCGGUUUCCAGUUUUUAUUAAUCAUGAUCUUCUCGGGCAAAGUCGGAAUGGUGAAUAAAUGGCCGCUAGAAGGCAAAAAAAGGCCGCAGAAAGGCUGCUAAAAGAGUCUCUUUUUAGAACUUUUCAAAAAAUGGUACAUAAAGCCGAUAAAAUGGCGCAGAAAGGCUGCAAAAAGGAACAUUUUUGGAGCGGUUUUCUACCCUUUGCCUAUGUUUUUUGGCUUUUUAGAAGGAAUGAAGACGAACUUUAUGUACUGGCAAAGUGCUUUGUUCAGUUUUAUCGGUACCUUGCAAGACUUUUUGAGGAAUUUGGAUCAAAAAAAAAAAGACGUAGAAAUUAUUUUAUCACGAGAAAAUCGAGAGGAAUUUUUAGUGAACUGACAAAACGGAAAAUAUGGCUUAAAAAUCCCUUUGUUCAGUUUUUUUUCCAAACAUAUUCCAUUGCGAAAAAAGCCAUCAGAAAAAAAAAAGUCGAAAGCCCAGAUUCAGUUUGAAAAAUUUCAAAGAACAACCUCUUCCCAAAAAAAAAAUGUAUCUGUCAGAAACUUGAUUUUUCAGCUGUAUGCACACCCAUGAAACUCCUUACAAGUGCGAGUACUGUGGCAAGAGUUUCAAGAUUCAGAGUAAUCUGAUGCGUCACAUCCGAUCUCACACAGGUAUCUUAGUCAUAUUUUAUUGAUUGCUUCACUGUUUCACGUAUUUUUUCAGGGAAAAUUAUUUUUUUCGUUUUCAAGAAUUCUUUGUCUAUUUUUGGAGGCUUGAAAAAGGUCGCAGAAAGGCAGCAAAAAGGCUCCCUUAUCGAUCCUUCUAUUUUUCCGGUGUUUUAAAGGCGCAAGAAAUAGUGGAAAAAGGGAGAGACCGCAAAAAUGGUCCAUAACAGCCGAUGAAAGGGCCCAAAAAGGCAGCAAAAAAGGAAUAUUUCUAUGGACCUUUUUUCCACCCUUCCGACGUUGGCUAUGACACCUUUUUGCGUUCAAUUUUUAUAAAAGAAAGCUGAUUUGAGAAGUAUUUUCAAAAACUAAUCCAUUUCCUCAAAAGAUAUAACUUUCCCGAUUGGUAAGAUUAUUAUGGACACAAAUAGUCGAGUUGGGCGAAUAUUGACUUUUUUGAGCUCUGUUUCCAGGCGAAAAACCGUACAGCUGCAAGAAGUGUGGCGUCUCGUACGCUGACAAGAAAAACAUGGACACCCACGUUUACCGGCAACAUUUGCAGCUGCAACAAGUUACCUGCACUGUCGAAGGCUGCAACGCCAGGUGAUCAAUGUCUUCGUGGUUUUUGGCCUUUUAGUGGCAACUAUAGAGGCUCCUCAAGGACUAUUUGAAGAGGACACUGAAGUGGCCACUAAAACAACCUUUAUAGAGGCCACUAUUUUGUUCAUUAUUGGCAACUGUAGUAGUUUUAAUCAUCUAGUAGUACCACUUGGAACUCUAUAGUGGCCACUGAGUUUUAACCUCUAGUGUCCAUUAAUUUGACUACUAUAAUGACCACUUAAAAAUUUCUCCAGUUUUUUGUAUUCAAAAAAGAAAAAGCCGAGAGAAUUAUCUUAAAAUUUUUUUUUCCCCCUAUUUAUUGCUCCCUGUUCAGGUUCUGGCGCCCUGAACGUUACCAGCUGCAUCUGAAAAAUGUUCAUGGAAUCGCCACCGUUGAUGCUUUCGUCUAA